Molecule: messenger RNA, 549 nt
Organism: Hemicordylus capensis (graceful crag lizard)
Lineage: Eukaryota; Metazoa; Chordata; Lepidosauria; Squamata; Cordylidae
Gene: SSNA1
Product: SS nuclear autoantigen 1
Exons: 3
Coding region: 87-440 (117 amino acids)
Cellular component (GO): ciliary basal body; centrosome
Source: RefSeq, a predicted model, not a curated record
GGCGUGGUGGUGGGCCGCGCAGGAGCGCGGUCGGUCGGCCGGCCUGAGAGGGGCAGCCGCCGCCGCCGCCGCCGCCGGGCCCGGAGAUGACCCAGCAAGGGGCUGCCCUGCAGAGCUACAACAACGAGCUGGUCAAAUGUAUCGAAGACCUCUGCGCCAAGCGGGAGGAGUUGAGCAAGCAGAUCCGCCAGGAGGAGGAAGAGAAGACCAAGCUGCAGAACGACAUCCGCAUCCUGACCGAGAAGUUGGCCCGGGUGAAUGAGAACCUGGCCCGCAAGAUGGCCUCCCGGAACGAGUUCGAUAAGACCAUCGCCGAGACCGAGGCCGCUUACAUGAAGAUCUUGGAAAGCUCCCAAACGCUGCUUAACGUCCUGAAAAAGGAAGCAGGAAAUCUCAGCAAAGCCACAGAAGCAAAAAGCACCACAGCUAAAGAGAGCUGAAUGUUUGGACUCCAAGUGAUCUCAGAACUAGUCUUUGAGAGGAUGUCUCCAGGUUCAUUUGUAGUUAGGCCAAUGUUUAAUAAAGGGUUUUGGGUUUUUUUUUGUUAAA